CCUGUUUCUAUUUUUUUUUUUUCAUCACCUUUUUUUUUUCUCUAACUAAAAUUUAUUAUUAAUAUGUCUGAACACGACGACGACCUUUUGCCUUCUCAAACUGCUGGUUAUACUCCCGGUCAAAAGAAGUCUUUGGCCGAAUACAACAGCUUGGAUGCUCAAGAUGAAUCCUUGAAGAAAUGGAAAGAAUCCCUUGGUUUGGGUGGUCAAUCAGCUGUGCCUGCACCAAGUGAUGAUCCUCGUAGAGUCGUGGUGGAACAAAUUGCUUUGGAAGUUGCUGGUCGUGACGAUGUUGUUGUUGAUUUAUCCUCUCCAGAUGCUUUGGAAAAAGCCAAGUCUACACCUUUUACCAUUAAGGAAGGUGUGGAGUACCGUAUGAAAGUGAAAUUCAGAGUGCAACAUGAUGUCGUCUCUGGUUUGAAAUAUUUGCAAGUUGUCAAGCGUAAAGGUAUUCGAGUUGACAAGACCGAAGAAAUGAUCGGAAGUUAUGGUCCUCAAGCCAAUGCACAUGAAAAGAAGUUCUUGCCUGAAGAAGCUCCCUCUGGUAUGAUUGCUCGUGGUCGUUAUGAAGCCAAGAGUAAAUUCGUUGAUGAUGACAAUGUUACUCAUAUGGAAUGGUCUUGGACUUUUGAUAUCAAGAAGGAUUGGUAGAUUAGUUAGUUAGUUAUUUCACAAUUUAGUAUAGCGUUAUGAUGAGGAUGGCUAUGUAGUUAUCAUGUUUACGUUUUUCCCCAUUUUAUUUUGCAAUAUAUUUUAUAUAUAUAUAUUUAUAUAUAUAAUAUUCAUUUACAAACAUAUUCUUGUCUACAAUUGAACAAUCUAUCCUUUUUUUUUCGAUAUUGUCAAUAAAAAGUUUACCUCUUUUUACAAGUAUCAA
Messenger RNA from Halteromyces radiatus, 877 nucleotides. Its product is annotated as immunoglobulin E-set. Gene Ontology annotation, molecular function: Rho GDP-dissociation inhibitor activity; protein binding. NCBI's taxonomy places the organism in Eukaryota, Fungi, Mucoromycota, Mucoromycetes, Mucorales, Cunninghamellaceae. Bases 64 to 651 code for a protein of 195 amino acids. Gene Ontology annotation, cellular component: cytoplasm; membrane; cytosol. The transcript is spliced from 7 exons. Gene Ontology annotation, biological process: Rho protein signal transduction. The record is from RefSeq and is a predicted model, not a curated record.